UCCUAGGCGACCAGCGGCUGCCGCCGGCGGCGCGGAGGAUGAAGCGGCCCAACAUUUUGCUCACCGGUACUCCAGGCGUUGGGAAAACCACACUUGGAAAAGAACUUGCGUCAAGAGCUGGGAUGACCUAUAUUAAUGUGGGUGACAUGGCAAGAGAAGGAGAACUGUAUGAAGGUUUUGAUGAGGAAUAUGAUUGUCCGAUUUUGGAUGAAGACAGGGUAAUUGAUGAACUAGAAGAUAAAAUGAGUGAGGGUGGAGUUAUUGUCGAUUAUCAUGGCUGUGAUUUUUUCCCUGAACGGUGGUUUCAUAUAGUAUUUGUACUUCGUACAGAAAAUUCGUUUUUGUAUGACAGACUUGAAAGCAGGGGCUACAAGGGGAAAAAGCUGCAAGACAACAUUCAGUGUGAAAUUUUUCAGACGCUUUAUGAGGAAGCUAUGUUGUCAUAUAGAGAGGAAAUUGUACACCAGUUAACCAGCAACACUCCAGAAGACCUGGAGAGAAAUUUGGAUCAGAUUAUGCAAUGGAUUGAGCAAUGGAUGAAGGACAACAAUUGACAUUUGGUGAAAAAGUAACUCUGCUGGAUUGCUUCCUGGGAGGGUUUAAUAAGUGACAUUCAUAACUCUUGUAUGAUAAAUUAAAAUUAAUUUUAUUGUAAUUUGAUGCGGCUGGGGACUCGACAAAGGUUCAGAAUAGCCAGGUUACAAGGCUUUGGAACAGCCUCUGAAGCACUCUGGGAGAGGCACACAGGAGAACUGACACAAGUGAAAAUUCAGCAGUGAACGAAAGGAUGAAAAUAACACAGUUGCCUUUAGUAGGAGAAAUUAGGUUCAAUAAUUGAGAAUUUUUUGGAGCUUAUUUAUGAUUAAACCUUCCCCCCUCCCGCCCCCAAGAAAACUAAAUUCCUGAUAACUGAUGUCGGUUGAGGAGCUUUUGAUUUCUAAAGGGUAAAACAGUGUCCUGAGAAGGAGUUAGCCUGUUUCUGAUUUGUUAGACUGAAACCUGCUAUACUCCACUGUAUUCUUGAAUGUGGGGAUGCUAAUGUAGGGUGAGGGAUGUAUGAUAUUGUUUCAAGGCUGGUGCUUUAUUUUGGAAGGAGUAGAAGUGAUGUAGUAAGAGAGAUGUUUUAAAAUAAUCAGACCGAACUUUGGGUAUUAUGGCGUACGGAAACGUCAGCUAUGUCUGCACUGGUGUGAAAUAUUAAGCAAUAAGUUUUCUUUCUCCUUUUUCUCCCAGUAUUCUCCAUCACCCAUCCCAAUCAUGGAACAUAUUUAUCACUGUAAGUUUAUCAAGGAAAUACAUGAUUUGGCAGGAUAAUGAACCUGCAGUGAUUCAGAACAUGGUUACACUUAAAAUACUGGCAGCCAUCUGUUCUAAUUGCUUGAAAAGCCUGGGUCCCAGGACAGCAUGGCUGUGCAAGGUAGAAAUAACCCUUCUUCUCUGAAAAGGUGGCUUGUAAAGCCUUGUGAAAGAUUCCGUAG
This is a messenger RNA of Gavia stellata (red-throated loon), 1478 nucleotides long. RefSeq names its product adenylate kinase 6 (gene AK6). Gene Ontology annotation, cellular component: cytoplasm; nucleus. The transcript is spliced from 5 exons. The record is from RefSeq and is a predicted model, not a curated record. Gene Ontology annotation, molecular function: AMP kinase activity; ATP binding; ATP hydrolysis activity. The coding region runs from base 39 to 554 and encodes 171 amino acids. Lineage: Eukaryota; Metazoa; Chordata; Aves; Gaviiformes; Gaviidae.